AUAUAAUAAUGCACAGACUAGGAGCAAUACUCUUCAUUCUUGUGUCCUUGAUAAGUUUUAUACAAAGCAAGCUCGAAUUCAUCACAGAAGUAUGUAGACAUGGUGCCAGAGCACCACACGGUGACACCUUCGGGACUGUUUUUGAGAAUGGGCCAGGCAUGCUCACUCCUUCAGGAUUUAGACAACAUUAUCUUAUUGGAGAUGAACUCAGAAAUAGAUAUAUAACAGGUAUGGAUAAGUCACAGAAUCUUCUUAGUCCUAGAUUUAAUCCUGAAGAAGUUUAUGUCAGGUCAACUCAAUCUUUAAGAACUGUACAGAGUGCAUAUGCACAGUUACUAGGCAUGUUCCCUCUAGGAACAGCUGAAGACUUAAGAUCAGAUCAGAUUGAUGUGUCCAUCCCUCCUCUUAACAUGCAUGAUUUGGAAGAGAUCAUAACAGAACUUGGAACUGAUGCUGUUCAAGACGGAAUGCAACCUGUCACUGUAAAGAACUAUGGUCAAUCUGUUGAUUCAUUUAUUGCCUAUGGUGGAUGUCCUUAUAUAGUAAAUGACUAUUCUAGAAGAGUUGAUGAUCCAGAAGUUUGGCAGCCUCACGAUGAUCAUUACAGGCCACUAAUUUUUAAUCAGAUUGCUGAAGCUUUUGAAAAAGAUCCUGAUGAUCUCUCAUUCAUGAAGAUUUAUAAAUACUCUGAUCUCCUCUUUGCUGAGAAUUUUGAAGGGAAACUCGAUAGAUAUAACUUCACAAAUGAAGAGUGGGAAAUUGUGAGAUCAAUGCAAGUAACUUUGUUAAUUGAAAAACUGUCUCCUCUUUCAAGUAAAAUCUUGUCUCUCAGAUACAUCUUCCCAAUUAUGGAAUUGAUCAAAUCUAGUAUGGGACAAGAUUACAACAAAGAACUUGUAAAGAAUUUCAGAAACCCCAAAUUUUUGUUAUUGUCAUCACAUGAUUAUCAGCUCUCACAUAUAUUGAAGCUGCUCAAUCCUGAGAAUAUUGAAGUAACUCACAUAGAGUAUGCAUCCGUGCUGAUAUUCGAACUACAUAGAAGAGACACCAGGGCAUGCAAAGACUCCUCCGAAGAUGCCUGCUUCUACGUAAAAAUUAUCUAUAAUGAUGUCCCUCUCAAGCUCCCUGGCUGCAGUUCUAUUGACUGCUCAUUCAAUGAGUUUAGAGGAUACAUUGAGAGCUUUGACAUGACCUACAACCAAAUGAUAGAAAUCUGUUUCUCCGAAGCCCCCUUAAAAAUCCCCAAUUAUGAAGAAAUCUCUCAAUUACUUUCCUAAAGUGCGACUUUUUCAAUA
Moneuplotes crassus is the source of this 1295-nucleotide messenger RNA. The record is from the annotation of a GenBank genome assembly. NCBI's taxonomy places the organism in Eukaryota, Ciliophora, Spirotrichea, Euplotida, Euplotidae.